This is a messenger RNA of Malania oleifera, 2402 nucleotides long. Its product is annotated as folylpolyglutamate synthase. Lineage: Eukaryota; Viridiplantae; Streptophyta; Magnoliopsida; Santalales; Ximeniaceae. Gene Ontology annotation, molecular function: ATP binding; tetrahydrofolylpolyglutamate synthase activity. The transcript is spliced from 17 exons. Bases 208 to 2118 code for a protein of 636 amino acids. The record is from RefSeq and is a predicted model, not a curated record. Gene Ontology annotation, biological process: tetrahydrofolylpolyglutamate biosynthetic process. Gene Ontology annotation, cellular component: mitochondrion; cytosol; cytoplasm.
UGGGCGUGUAGCUUUUCUGCUCCGUGGGAGCCCUUACCUGUUACCACAGCCACAAGCGCGGGGACAGGCACCAGAAGCCCGGCAGCGGUAGUACGCAACCGAAGCUUUUCCUUUCCAUUAAUGAAUCCUGAGCCAUCUCCUCGAAGCGCAAAACUGUACCAACCCAAGCUGCUGUCCCACAAAACAAUUCUGGAUUGAUGUUAACUAAUGCUCAUUAAUACGAAUCCUUAUCCAAAGCAUAAGAUAUUUCCGGUUCCAGCUAUCCACGAGGGAGGACAGAAAUUAUCUGCUAGAACAACAUGGAGUGUUUCAUGCUUGCCGGCUUGUGUUGAUGUGCGUGGUCUUGCAGGAAUCAGUAUUAAAUAUACAAAGACAUCAUCUCAAAUUAUGGAAAAAAUGGGAAGCAAUGUCAUCAUCAAAGAACACUCACAAGACGAGCCCUUUUCAUCUUCAUAUGAAACUGCCAUGGAAGCACUUUCCUCUCUCAUCACUUGUCAAAAACGUGGGGAUAAACCAGCUACAGAUAACAAAUAUGAAAAGCUGGACAGGAUGUUGAUUUAUCUUAAGAUAUUAGACUUGGAGGAACACAUAUCUGGGCUCAAAAUUAUCCAUGUUGCUGGAACUAAAGGAAAGGGUUCAACAUGCACGUUCUGCGAGGCUAUAUUACGGGAAUGUGGUUUUCGAACUGGACUUUUCACGUCCCCUCAUCUAAUUGAUGUGAGAGAGAGAUUCCGUAUAAAUGGGUUGGACAUUUCGGAAGAUAUGUUUCUGCAUUAUUUUUGGGAUUGUUGGAACCUACUAAAGGAAAAGGUGACUGAUGACUUGCCAAUGCCUCCACUAUUCCAGUUCCUCACUGUGUUGGCAUUCAAAAUAUUUAUUUCUGAAAAGGUUGAUGUUGCUAUUAUUGAAGUUGGUCUUGGUGGGAAAACAGAUUCAACAAAUGUGAUCAAAGAGCCUGUCGUCUGUGGCAUUGCUUCUCUGGGGAUGGAUCAUACAGAAACUUUGGGAGAUACACUUGAACAAAUAGCUAUGCACAAAGCUGGAAUUUUUAAGCCUCAAAUUCCUGCACUUACGGUACCCCAACUUUCAGAAGCGAUGGAUGUUCUUAAGGCAAGAGCCCAUGAACUGAUGGUUCCUUUGAAAGUAGUGGCACCACUGGACUGUAAGAAGUUGAAUGGGCUAAAGCUUAGUUUAUCUGGUGAUCACCAGUUGAUUAAUGCUGGUCUAGCUGUUUCCCUUUGUAAAAGUUGGCUUCAGAUCACAGGAAACUGGGAGAAGCUUUUUCAAAAUGAUAACCGGACAGCUGAUCUGCCAGGGGCCUUUCUAAGAGGCCUUUCAAGUGCUCGUCUGGCUGGGAGGGGUCAGGUUGUUUGCGAUACCUCUCUGAAGACCUACUAUUCAUCAGAAGUUACUGAAAAACCUUCUGGAGAUCUGAUCUUUUACUUGGAUGGAGCUCAUAGUCCUGAGAGCAUGGAGGUUUGUGCCAGAUGGUUUUCUAAUGCGGUGAGAGUAAACACCGAUUCUUCACCUUAUUUUAAUGUACGAAUUAUGGAAGAAUUCUGGGGGAAUGGUCAUGUUAGACAUGGAGAGGAGAGCACUGACAAGUCCAAAAUAAUAUCAAAGCAGAUACUCUUAUUCAAUUGCAUGGAGGUGAGAGAUCCCCAAAUUCUGCUCCCAAGACUUGUGAAUACAUGUGCUUCCUCAGGUACUCAUUUCUCAAAAGCGCUUUUUGUCCCAAGUAUGUCAACAUAUAAAAAAGUCACUUCUGGUGCCUCAGUCAUUCCUCUGGAUAUUCGUAGCAGGGACUUAUCAUGGCAAUUUAACCUCCAGAGAAUAUGGGAGAGGAUAAUACAUGGGAAAGAUGUUGUAUCCGACAAGAAUUCCCAAAUGGAUAACCCAGGGACCCUGCCACCACCUGAAUUUAUUUAUCAAGAUGCUUCUCAUUGCUGCCCAAAAGAGAACGUUUUGAGUUGCAGUGCUGUAAUUCCUUCACUGCCACUGACAAUUAAAUGGUUGAGAGAUUGUGUUAAGGAGAAUCCUUCCUUAAAAGUUCAGGUUCUGGUGACUGGGUCAUUGCAUCUGGUCGGAGAUGUUUUAAAGCUAUUGAGGAAGAUAUAAAUAAAAAUGUGAUGCAGUCUUGUGCAGAGAUUACCCAAAGGCAUUCUUUCACUCAUUUCCUUCAUUGAUUUCCUGUUCACAUUAUUUGGAGCAGCCAAGGUUCCAUCAUUUCACUUCAAGGCUGGUUAUACUAAUAAUGCUGCUUCUUUCUUCUUCUUUUUUCGUGCAAAAUGGCGAUUCAUUGUGUAAUGUGAUCUUGUUAUAUAUCAUAUGACCCUUUUGGGCUGCAACUACCUCUCUUGAGUGUAGAUAUGGAUUUUUUUGAUCUCAUUUCCAAUAUUUUU